CAACACCUUUUGAUGUUUCAAGAUACGAAACUAUUCAAGAUGACACAAAGGUUGGAAGCGGAAGGGGAAAAGAAUCCACAAACCCAAUAUAAUUGGGAUGAUGGAUCAGACCAUGAUGGUGUAACAAAGAUAUAUGUACGAGGUGAUCGUGAAGGCAUACAAUUCAUCAAGUUUGGCUAUGUUGGGACCGGACAACUGAUAGAUGAAUCAUUCCAUGGUUUCUCAAAUCAAGGUUUCACACAGAUGUUUGAGAUUGAUCAUUUCAAUGGUGAAUAUCUUGUAUCUGUUGAGGGCUACCACAACCGCCAUGUGAUUCAAGCACUUCAAUUCAAAACAAACUUGAAGGUCCAUGAAAUCAUGGGAUAUGAGAACUAUGAUUAUAACUUUAAACUAGCCUUGUCUGGCAAGAAAAUCAUUGGGUUUCAUGGAUCUGCUAAGUCAAACCUGAACUGUCUUGGAGCAUAUGUUACAAGCAUUACUCCAACUAAAAUGGAAGCAAAAGGAGGAAAGGGAGGCAAGGAGUGGAAUGAUGGAGCGGACUAUGAAGCUUUAACAAAGAUUCAUUUACGAACUACUUCAAAAGGCAUAAAGAGCAUCCAAUUCGAUUAUGUGGACAAGGCUGGACAUCCGAAAGUGCUAGUCCAUGGUUCUAGCACGGCUGGAGGCAACACGCUGGAGCCGGUAAAUAAAAUUAAACUUUAUUUAAAUUUGGUGACUAAAGAGUUAAUAGUCUGGUGAUAGUUUGUACUAGAGUGUUGUUAUCAGACUUAACAAGCCAUAAAAAAGUCAUGAAAAUGCCUAUAUAGACACGAAAAGAAUUCAUGGUUUUUUUCCAUGCAUGGCUAUAAUUUCGUGGUUUUUUCGUGGUUUUAUCUGUGGCUUUUUGUGGGUUUUCUAUAAGUAACUCUUGAUUAUAUUUUUUUUACUAAUUAUAUAUCAUGCAUUAUUGUAUCAUUGGGUUCAAUAUGUGAUUUUGUGUGUGUAAUGUAUAUCUACCAUGUUUUUUAAAAAAAAAAUUUGUAGUUUGAGAUAUAUAAAUCAUGUAUGUUAAUGUAAUGUAUAUCUACCAUGUUUUUUUUUUUUUUUUUUUGUAGU
Molecule: messenger RNA, 1095 nt
Organism: Camelina sativa (false flax)
Lineage: Eukaryota; Viridiplantae; Streptophyta; Magnoliopsida; Brassicales; Brassicaceae
Source: RefSeq, a predicted model, not a curated record